AUGGCCGGGGCUGCGGGGAGCCCGCUGCCCGCGGUGAGGAGGAAGAAGAGCAUCUCUAUUGAGGAAAAAAUUGACAUCAUAAGCGCUGUGGAGAGCGGCGGGAAGAAGGCGGACAUCGCGGCCAAGUAUGGCAUCAAGAAGAAUUCCCUGUCCUCAAUCAUGAAGAAUAAGGAGAAAGUUUUGGAGGCUUUCGAGUCGUUGCGGUUCGAUCCCAAGAGGAAAAGGCUGAGGACUGCUUUUUACGCCGACCUGGAAGAGGCGUUGGUGAAGUGGUGCCGCAUUGCGCAGUGCCUGAACGCGCCGGUGAACGGCCCCGCGCUGCGCCUCAGGGCCAACGAUUUUGCCCAGAAGCUGGGACACACUGGUUUCAAAUGCAGCAACGGCUGGCUCGAUCGUUUCAAGGCGAGGUACGGCUUAGUUUUCAGAGCUCAGCCUGUAGAAGCGGCGGCUGGUGCUGCUGCAGUGGGUGCUCCGACUCUCUGGUACCAAAACAUUCUUCCUUCUUACUUAAAUGAUUAUCAGCCAAAAAACGUGUUUUAUAUACAGGAGACUGGAUUGCUGUAUCAGAUGUUGCCGCACAGCACAUUUGCUUUUAAAGGGGAAACUUGUUCUGUAGGUAAACUAAGCAAAGAGAGAAUAACCGUGGUGCUGGGUACAAAUGUGGAUGGCUCCGAGAAACUUCCUUUGCUUGUUAUAGGAAAAAACAAAAGUCCACACUCCUUCAAAGCUGUGAAGUCGCUGCCUGUGGAUUACGAAGCAAAUGAUAGGGCGUGGAUGACUCCAGAAGUGUUUGAACGGUGGAUGCAUAAACUUGACGACAGAUUUCAAGCACAGCAGCGACAGGUAGUUACUCUCGUCGAGUCUCUCCCAGCUCACACAGAAGUAAAGAACCUGAAGUCUGUCAAAUUAGUGUUCUCUCCUCCAGGCUCUUCUUCAUGGAUAGCUACAAAACAAGGGGCUGUCAGAAGUCUGAAGGUUCAAUACAGGUGCUGUCUUGUCAAGAGAUUUGUUGACUGCGUAGAAAGUAAUAAAGAGUUUAUGCUGACUCUUCUUGAUGCAAUUGAGAUGUUGCACCUGUGCUGGAGGAAAGUGACACCAGAGACUAUUGUAAAAAGUUAUAAUGAGGCAGAAUUCGAAUUAGAAACCAAGGCAAAUGGUAGCGACACAGAGGUUGAAGGUGAUUUUGAUUUGAUUGCACAUGCACAAGCGGCUGGAGUGGAGUUUCCAGAAGGUUUAUCUCUGGAGGAAUAUGCAGCUCUAGAUGAUGGCUUGGUAACUUGCGAAAUGCCCACAAAUAAUGAAAGGAUGCGUGCCAAAGAAAGCGCAUCUGAUAAAGCUGGGACAUUUGUUGGCGAUGAAGAUGAGGGUGAAGGUGAUGAAUUUCAGGGAGCUGAACACCCUCUACCAUCAAAAAAUGAGGCUUUGAGCGCUUUAGAGACCCUUCGAAAGUUUAUCAGAAGUCAAGACACGGAUGAGUCCUUUCACGAUUCCUUAGCUGACCUGGAGAAAUUUAUUCAACAUGUAGCGUGUGAAUAA
Opisthocomus hoazin is the source of this 1536-nucleotide messenger RNA. NCBI's taxonomy places the organism in Eukaryota, Metazoa, Chordata, Aves, Opisthocomiformes, Opisthocomidae. The record is from RefSeq and is a predicted model, not a curated record.